CCUCAACACUCUUUCUCGCACUCAUCACACUUGCCAUCCAUUCUUGUGAUCGACCCUCUCGCAAGAGCAUUUUGACGUCUCGCAGGACUCGGGGUCAAAAUCAACAGCUAGCAUACAGUGUUUCGCCCGGUUCUACCAUCCCUGAGCGUUUCCUCAGACCCGCUUCAUUUGCUCGUCAUGUCAGACGGGGCAUCUACCGAUCUACCGAGAAUUUCUACCGAAGUGUCCGAUGAACACCUCGAGGUUCCAGAAGCUGGUCCGUCAAGGCCUAAGAAGAAGUCUACAGUUGAGGAGAUGAGGGCAGACUUGGCAAAGCUAGGACUAGAUACAAGAGGUCGGAAGCAGACUCUGUGGAAACGUCUUGUCAAGGCUUUCCAACAGGCUCUCCAACUCCUAGACGAAGAGUCGAUCUCUGAAGGCCACGACGGAGAUAUCGAGCCCGAGACGUCUACUCGAGAGGCGCACGACAGGGCUCGAGCUGAGAAAUGGAAAGCGUUUUUGUGUUUUGAUGUGGAGGCCACCUGCAGAGGAGGAAAGAAAUUCAAUUGGCCCAAUGAGAUCAUCGAAUUCCCAAUCGUCUUGCUUAAAUGGGCGAGUGAUCCCAGUAUCAGCAGCUCCUCUCAUCCCGGCAAGGUUGCAACUGAGCCACCGACAAUUGGCAAAAGGAGGCGUUUGGCGAAAGUCGACACAUUUCAUUCCUAUCUCAAGCCGAUAUGGCAACCUCAACUGACUGAUUUCUGCACCACUCUAACGGGUAUAACACAGGAGACAGUCGACCGCUCGCCCACAUUUCUCGAGAUGCUACCGUCACUAGAAGCAUGGCUCAAUAAGCACGAUCUAUUGGACGAAGAUGGACGGCUGAAGGACGCCAUGUGGGUGACAGACGGACCCUGGGAUCUUAGAGACUUUAUCCCAAAGCAGCUUCAUAUCUCACCACCAUCAUCCGGGCACCCGCUCUACUUCUCCGCUCCAUACCUCAACAUAAAACAAGCUACACAAACCGUACUCACGGAAUUGUUCCUGCGUGAUGAGUAUUCCAGGACACAUCCCGGUUUCACCGACCACAAUGCAAAACGUGGUGUCAUCACUACCGCCCAGCGGAUCAGUCACAAGACAAAAGCUCGCUGGACCGGACCAGAUUAUUAUUUCACGAUACCUGGACAAUUGGAAGCGUUCGGUCUUGGCACUUUCGACGGAAGACAACACUCGGGUAUAGAUGAUGCUACAAACAUCUCCCGCAUUCUCAUUGCCAUUUCUGAACGCGACGUCAUCAUCGAGCCCAACGCACGUGCCGUUCAUCCGAAUCAUGGCAAGAAAUGGCCGUGGAUGGGUCCUCCUGGGGUCGUGAAAUGGGAAGAAUGGAUGACUGACAACGAGGAUCGACUCGCCACGAUGGCUCUUCCUGCCAACGGACAGAAACGUGCGACCAAACCUGAGACUCGUUUGGUUUUGAAAGAAAAUGCGAAUGGACAGUUGAUCAGUAUCAAGUUACCUGUCAAUGUGUCAGGAGCGGGCGACAAUCCGGCUGUCACUCGGGUGGAUGACGAGAAAGUGGCAAAGUCGGACAGACCGGCACAGACGCCAGACGCCACGAUUAUGGGAGGAAAGAGAGGUGGCGUACCCGACGGGAAUCAAGAGGAAAAUCGUCUCGGCGGGAUCUGGAGAGGAUGUUUAGAACAAUCUCUGAACUAGUAGUUUCUUGGAGACUCGAGCGCACUCGUGUCCUCCAGUGACACCUCUCAUCUCAUGACCUGACGGCGCCAUUCCUAUAGAGUAACUGUAGCUAUGUCGUCGAUGAUAAUGAUAGACCACAGAAGCAACGUAGUGUGAGACUCCGCAUCCCAGCAGACGAAGCACUCGUUGAGCUUGAGCGAAUCGUACAAAAUGAGUCGCUGUCAAGCACUGAGCAUAGGUGUCAAGCUGCUUCAUGUUCUGGAGCUGCACGAACUAAGGCAAUCUCUCUCGACCCGCUGUUCAAACGGUUUCGGGGCGCCGUAUCGCCGACGUCGCCGAGAACAUCGGCGACUCGACACGCUCUUAUUAGUGGACCAUACAGCUUUUAACACCCUUAAUAAAAGUAUGAUUGGACAUGUCAUGAAUGUCUCUUAAAAGAGCUAUUUCACUUGGAGGAAC
Messenger RNA from Kockovaella imperatae, 2133 nucleotides. RefSeq lists its product as hypothetical. Gene Ontology annotation, biological process: exonucleolytic trimming to generate mature 3'-end of 5.8S rRNA from tricistronic rRNA transcript (SSU-rRNA, 5.8S rRNA, LSU-rRNA). Bases 178 to 1692 code for a protein of 504 amino acids. The transcript is spliced from 8 exons. The record is from RefSeq and is a predicted model, not a curated record. Lineage: Eukaryota; Fungi; Basidiomycota; Tremellomycetes; Tremellales; Cuniculitremaceae. Gene Ontology annotation, molecular function: nucleic acid binding; 3'-5'-RNA exonuclease activity.